AUGAGUCUGGCAGGACUGGCAGCGGCGAGUAGCCACGUGGUUCAACCAGCUGGCACAGAAGAUCCGCAGACACAAGGCCCGACAAGCCUCAUUGUGCACUGUCCCACCGUGCGGUAUCACACCAAAGUCCGAGCAGGCAGGGGCUUCAGCUUGGAAGAACUGAGGGUGACCGGCAUCCACAAGAAGGGAAAUAGCUCUGCUGAAGAACUCAAACUGACUACUCAGCUGACCGAACCAGUGAUGCCCAUCUGGAAUGUUUAUAAGAAGGAGAAAGCCCAGGUCAUCACGCAGGAAGAGAAGGACUUUAAGGCAUUUGCCAGUCUCCGCAUGGCCCGUGCCCACGCCCGGCUCUUCGGCAUCCGUGCAAAUAGGACCAAGGAAACCGCAGAGCAGGACGUGGAGAAGAAAAAGUAA
This is a messenger RNA of Chrysochloris asiatica (Cape golden mole), 414 nucleotides long. Its product is annotated as 60S ribosomal protein L13-like. Gene Ontology annotation, cellular component: cytosolic large ribosomal subunit; ribosome. Gene Ontology annotation, biological process: translation. NCBI's taxonomy places the organism in Eukaryota, Metazoa, Chordata, Mammalia, Afrosoricida, Chrysochloridae. The record is from RefSeq and is a predicted model, not a curated record. Gene Ontology annotation, molecular function: structural constituent of ribosome; RNA binding. The transcript has 3 exons. Bases 1 to 414 code for a protein of 137 amino acids.